UGCGUAGUAAGCAUCCUAAAUGGCUUGGCCAUUGUUUGUUACCUUCGAAGAAUGAUACCAAAGACAGAACUUUCAAUAUAUAUUUAGCUUGUUGUGACGCAUUCAUGCUGUGCCAUACCAUUUUUCAGAUCUUCAACCAGCAAAUAAGUAAAGACUUUUCUCCUGUGCGCCCUCACUGUCUUUUGAGAACAAACCAACCCGACCUUUCCCAUUACUCUAGAAUAGCUCCACUUCAGUCGCACAUACAUAAUAAACACUUUUCGAGCAUGGCUAGCCAGGAAAAUGCCAACAGAGCGCUAUAUGAGACGUAUCUGUCACUCUGCAACGCCCACGACUUCGACGGGAUGGAAAAACUUUACACAUCGCCCAUCACUAUCAACGACGAGCCUUGGGCACCUUCCCAAGUAACGGAUCAAUUCAAACCGCUAGUGGUGGCGUUUCCAGAUUUCCGCUGGCGUGUCCGACAUAUGGGUGCCGACGGCGCUUUCCUAUACCUUCAUUUCGAGAUUACCGGCUCCCAUCAGGGCGAGUUCCAGGGAAUUGCGUCGACGGGUCGUCGGGUGAAAACCACUCAGUUUACAAUCUACGAAGUUAAGGACGGGAAAUUUACUGCUGUUUGGGACUACUUGGAUUUGGAUAAAGUUGUGGAGCAGAUUCAGUAG
This is a messenger RNA of Periconia digitata, 662 nucleotides long. NCBI's taxonomy places the organism in Eukaryota, Fungi, Ascomycota, Dothideomycetes, Pleosporales, Periconiaceae. The record is from the annotation of a GenBank genome assembly.